AUGGCAGAGAAGCGACGCUCUUCGUGCAAUCUGAGCGUCAAGGCGCACGCGUUCUCGGUGGAAGCUCUCAUCGGGGCAGAGAAGAGACGGAAGCUCGGGGACGACGAUACCGGGGUGUGCUGUCUUGAUGAGUGGACCGAAGUGUUGGAACUUCCCGCUAACGGAGGGGAGAGAGAGAAGAGGGUGUACGACCGCGCCAUCGACCGGGGCAGCGAGAUAGAGUGUGCUAGUGACGGCUCGCCGGAGAGUUUUGACGUGGUGUUGGAAAGCCCGCGCCCCGACGCCCAGGCCCAGCACACGCCGCCGGUAACAGUAACGGUUCCCGGAGAGGAGAUGCGCGUGGACUUGCAGGGCUCCGACCUGUGGAAACGGUUUCACGAGAUUGGUACGGAGAUGAUCAUCACGAAGGCCGGCAGGCGGAUGUUCCCCGCUAUGCGUGUGAAGAUCUCGGGACUGGACCCCCACCGGCAGUACUACAUCGCCAUGGAUAUCAUCCCCGUGGACAACAAAAGAUACAGGUACGUGUACCACAGCUCCAAGUGGAUGGUGGCGGGAAACGCGGAUUCCCCGGUUCCACCACGUGUGUACAUUCACCCGGACUCGCCGGCUUCUGGUGAGACGUGGAUGCGUCAGGUGAUCAGCUUCGACAAACUCAAACUGACCAAUAAUGAGCUGGAUGACCAGGGGCAUAUCAUUCUCCACUCCAUGCAUAAGUACCAGCCGCGUGUGCAUGUGAUUCAGAAGAAGCGUGGCGAGGAUCUGUCUCCUGUUAGAGCCGUUCCCCAGGGAGACGGCACCAGAACACUCAGCUUCCCAGAGACCGCCUUCACCACUGUCACCGCAUACCAGAACCAACAGAUCACCAAGCUGAAGAUUGACAGGAACCCAUUUGCCAAAGGCUUCAGAGACUCCGGAAGAAACCGGUGA
Salvelinus namaycush (lake trout) is the source of this 927-nucleotide messenger RNA. RefSeq names its product T-box transcription factor TBX18-like. The record is from RefSeq and is a predicted model, not a curated record. Lineage: Eukaryota; Metazoa; Chordata; Actinopteri; Salmoniformes; Salmonidae. Gene Ontology annotation, cellular component: nucleus. Gene Ontology annotation, molecular function: RNA polymerase II cis-regulatory region sequence-specific DNA binding; DNA-binding transcription factor activity, RNA polymerase II-specific. The coding region runs from base 1 to 927 and encodes 308 amino acids. Gene Ontology annotation, biological process: positive regulation of DNA-templated transcription; regulation of transcription by RNA polymerase II; cell fate specification. The transcript is spliced from 6 exons.